CCCGCCUACAGGCGUAGGGUUAGGUUGCGCAUAGGUUGCAGUUUCAGUUUGUUUUAUUCACCAUUUUGAGUAGCAGAAGUAUUCCAGCAAAAUGUCAAGACCAGUGAGGAACCGGAAGGUGGUGAAUUACUCACAGUUCAAUGAAUCCGAUGAUGCAGAUGAGGAGUAUGGCAGAGGUGCUGAAAAGCCCAGAAAGAUUCGGGAGGUGAAACACAAGGCAUCUAAGAACUCUAAGGAGGAGAGUGAGGACUCCGAUGAUAAACACUCCAAAUCCAAAGGUGACUCACCAGAUGACUUUGGCAGUGAUGAAGAUAACGACUUUGGAGAAGAGAAGGAAGAAGAUGGAGGUAGCGAUUAUGAGGCCAAACGAGGCAAAAAAGGAGUGAAGAGGGGGAAGGUGGAGAAGCCCAGCAAGCGGGCAGUGAAGAGGAAACGAGGUGCAGAUGACAGUGAUGAUGACCGGGAGGUCAAUCGUAAGGUACGUCAGGUGCGGCAGGCGGCGUCCAAAGCCGUGUCGAAACAGAGAGAGAUGAUCCUGGGAGGUGGCGGGAGUGAGGAUGAGGAGCGUGAUGAAGAAGAACCGACCUAUGUGGACAAAGAGUCAGCCAGCGAUGAGGACUUCAUGGUGGAUGAUGACGAUGACAGCGACUAUGGACGCUCAAAGAAGAAAGGAAAGAAGGUGAUAAGCAGGAGAGGCAGGCCUGAGAGGAAGGAGAAGAAAUCCCCCAAACCCAGGCUAAAGGCCACAGUAACCCCAAGCCCCAUGAAGGCCAAAGGCAAAGGCCGACCCAGUGCAACCAAGGCCGCGGAGAAGUCGUCUCCCAAGGACGAGGACGAAGACGACGCCGACAGUCCACAGGAGGACGACGAGCAGGAGGAGAGGAAGGAGACCCCUCCCCCAUCCAAGAAGAAGCAAGACGCCCCCGCUGACGAUGACGAUGAUGAAGAGGAGGAGAAUGGGUCGGAUGAAGACGGCGCAUCUGGGGAUGACUAGGCAGGCAGCCACUCUCCAGCCCCCUUCACCUUUUUCAUUUUCUCCAUCUUGCUUUUCAUUCUUUCACUCUUUUUCUUUCUCUUUUUUUCCCCUGAGGGUUUGUGUGGUUGCCUGGCUCAGUGGGUUCAACACAGCUUUGGUCCUGAUAUGUUUUAAUCUUCAGGUUUUUUUUCCUAAGGCUUUUUCAAUGUUUGCUAAGGAUAGUAUGUGUGUAUGUGACGGUGCAUGAAAGAUGAUCUUUUACUGUUUUAUUUAUCAACCGAAAUGCAUGGGGCCGACCCAUGUGGCUGAAGCUUAUUUUGUUUUCUCUUGCACAACAGUAUUUUGGCUUUUUUUUUUGUUUGUUUGUUUUGUUUUUCUUUGUUUUGUCUGCUUUUGUCUGUAUGUUCGAAAAACCGAAAGCUGUAAGAUUUCUCUGAAGCUCGGCUUCCUAGUCUAUCUCCGUCCUCUCUGUCAUCUCCACGUAACCGUAGCUGGGUUUUAUGGAGGGGAAACGUUUUGCUGCUCUGCUGGCCACAGUGGAUUUUAUUCUCUUAGUAUUAUAGUUGGUUCUCAGCUCAGAUGUCAUAUAUCAUAGACACAGUUCAAUUUCCUCACCCUCCCACCUGUAUGUGUAGCUGCCUACAAGGCAUAGGAUCAUUGGAAACGGUCGGUGAGUGGGUUAUUUUAGGAGGGGUUGAGUUGACGUAGUCCCCGCUGGAGAUUUUGCCAUGAAUCUGUAUGUCUGUGAAACCAUGCAUGACUUUCACACACACACGCACACACAAACGCGCAUGCAUGCACACUCACACACACACACACACACACACACACAGGAACAGGCAUCCAAGCAUGCAUACACUUUCCCCUCUCCCUGAACUAACAGUUCUUAUUAUAAGCUCCCAGUUAACGAGAUUCCCGACACAGUCUCUCUCCAAAGAAACUUUGAGGUGGAAGUGUGUGUAUGUUUUUCCAGAACUGCAGAUUCUGUUCAUCAAUCUCAUAACUUCAGUGGAUUUCACCUUUUUUAAAUGCUACUUGUGUCACAAUUUUAAAGACUGUCCAAAUGAAAGCUCUGAAUUUAGGCUCAUGUUCUGACCUGAAGCCUUUUGGUCCUGCCCUGUGAUCCAUGCUGUGGCCAGAGACCUCCAGAGGAACAUGGCAUGGGUUAAGAGGGUGGGUGUAGUGAGUCUGAGUAUGGUAUGACUAGUGGAUGAGACCUUUCCCUCAAGAUGAGAUGUGAGAUUUGAUGUUAGAAUAGCAUGAAAAUACCUAAUAGCUGUAACCCUGGUAGUGGGAUUGGUUAGUCCUCUACCCUUUGGUCAUUAAGUGUUUGUGGUUGUGAGAUUGCAAUCUCAAUCGCCUGCCUUGCUUAGAGUCUUGACCUCAGGACAUCCCUGGUCGAUAUCCUCAAAAGGUUCACACUCUGUUGUGCUGGAAAGAGUUCUCUCUGUUGUAAUGGUUUCUGGUUAUGCAUGAAUUCCAUUUUUAGCAAACAAACCUUCUCUCCUGUGGUUCAACUCACUGGGCCAGGCACGUCCUCAGCAUUUUAGUACCUACAUUUUACUUUUGUUGGUUUGGGAAAAUACGAAAAGUAAAAAAAAAAAAAAAUUGCUUUGUUUGGAAUUUGUUUGUUUCUUUUUAUAAUUCCUCUUCAGAAUUUUUGUAAUGUUUGUUUUUUAUGAAAAGAAAUAAAAAAUGUAUCAUGAUUUUAAAGAGAAAGCAUACCCUAUCUAUCUCUUUUACCGAAGCCUUUUGGAAAAGACUGGAUGGCUAUCUUGGACAACUUUUCUGUCAAUACGCUCUUGCUCUACUUCGUUUGACCUCUUCUCGCUCUGUCCAAUUUUUGUCUUUUUGUACUUUUGCUGUAUGUACAAGCAUAACUUCAGCAACCAUCUCCUUGGCUUAAAACACUCACUCAGACAUUCCAUGCCCUUCUUUCCUAUACUGGUUUGCGAGGUGUUUCUUUGCCCAGCAUUUCUUUAAAAAAAUAAUAAGAUGGGUACCUUUUCAAAUAUUGAUUUAGUUGUACUGUGAUAAUGUCAUUGAGAAAGAAGGGUAAAUGAAAUCAUAAAUUAAUUACUUAAGUACAAGGCGGUAUCUGUCCCUCACCUGUUGUGUGACUUGCAUCAGACCAGCAGCUCAGCGCUAGGACUGUCCUCGAGGACAACUGUGAAUGCUGGUGUUGUUGAACCAUGAAUGUAGAUAUUUAAAUUAUAUUUUCUCGCCAUCUCAUCUGAAAGCCUCACGUGUGGUUGGCAUCUAAACAUUUUCACCCAGUUCAGAGAAACAACACUGUGGCUUGGGUCCAGAACAGGGCUUUUCUUGCUAAUGUGAAAUGCUGGCAUGCUUUACUUUAAGAAUACCUAAGAUGUUUGACGCUAUUAUCUUUUGUCCGGUGUUCAUUCAUGCAAAUGACCAACUGACCAACAGGAUUAGAUCCAUCUGAUGGUGUUUGCACAAGAGCCUGCAAACGAGCAAAAGUAAAUGGUCAUAUUUAGAUGUUAUGUUUUGUUACUAUCAGUAUUUCUUAGGACUGGCAACAGUCCAUGUUCCAAGGUAACAUUCCCAGCCUGUUAAUUAGGCCACGGCUUUGUGUGAAGCGAAAUGAAAUACUGAAACAAUCAGCUUGCGUUCUGCUGUGUGUGGUCUGAGUUGGAAUAUGGUGGGAUUGGAGAAAGUGAAGACAGGAGUAUUUCUCUUACCCUCUUUCUGUGAAUGUGUAAUUUCAGAUGUUUCUAUUAAAGUCAUCUGACAAAUUGUACUACUCAUUCUUUUCAGAGUGUGCUGGCUGGUCUCAUUGACCAGACGUAAAGCUGGUAUGUCAUAACUAAAGUACAAAUCUGGUGACGUCUUUCAGUUUUGGUUUUGAAAUACAGCAACAAGAUAACCAUUUCUUCUACAAACUUUUAUCCCCAAUUGCACUAUUCUGGUUCUCAGUGCUCUUUCCCAAGAAAGCACUGAGUUGGAUUUCCCCCCCCCCCCAUGUUACAACCAAAUUCUCCUCUGUUCUCAGAUAUACUGUAUGUCUGCCCCCAAGAGAUUGCCAUAGUGUGCCAGUAUUACCUUCCAACAUGUCUCAUUAUCAAGAACUGCUGUUAAUGGGAAAUACUAUUGAAAUGGCAUGUUGCUGAAGCAGGGCUGAAAGGCUCCUUUACAAGAAGAAAAGUGCACCUGUCGGGCCUUCUUGGGAAAGACACUGGCUGUUUAAUGGCUAUUCAAUGAAAUGGGGUUCAGAUUUUUGUCCUAACCCUUUUUGAAGUGAAUGUACAGACUAGUCGCCACAAAGCCAUAUUGGUCUACCCUGUAGUUGCACCCUAAUUUUGGUAGAUGUGCAGGAUUUUCCCCACUCAGAGGAGAGUGUGCUUUAGGUGUGUAAGAGGGGGUCAGACUAAUGGACUUGCCUCUUAGGACAGAGUAAACGAUUCACCUUUUCGCAUCUUUAUAUAUAGAGAGAGAAAAAAAAGAAUGGCUUCUUUUGUUGGUGUUUAUUUGUGGUGUGUCCUCUUCAAUCUUCAACUGUCCUCAUGGUGUACGUGUGAAGAAGCUGAAAUUCUCCCGUAGAGGGAGCUGACAGCAUUUGGGGGGGUGUUUUUUUGUGCAUGUUAAUGGGGGUGGGAGUCAUAAAGGCAAUACUGUGGGCUUAAGGGUCGAAUGACAACCACAAUGUUGAUGAUAAAUGGUUACCCUGCCUCCAAUAAAGUCAACCUAAUUUUGUACUGA
Molecule: messenger RNA, 4696 nt
Organism: Alosa sapidissima (American shad)
Lineage: Eukaryota; Metazoa; Chordata; Actinopteri; Clupeiformes; Clupeidae
Gene: nucks1a
Product: nuclear casein kinase and cyclin-dependent kinase substrate 1a
Exons: 9
Coding region: 92-994 (300 amino acids)
Biological process (GO): interstrand cross-link repair; double-strand break repair via homologous recombination
Cellular component (GO): cytoplasm
Molecular function (GO): double-stranded DNA binding; single-stranded DNA binding
Source: RefSeq, a predicted model, not a curated record